This is a messenger RNA of Musa acuminata AAA Group (dessert banana), 5230 nucleotides long. RefSeq names its product pre-mRNA-splicing factor ATP-dependent RNA helicase DEAH7. Gene Ontology annotation, cellular component: spliceosomal complex; intracellular anatomical structure. Bases 234 to 4979 code for a protein of 1581 amino acids. Lineage: Eukaryota; Viridiplantae; Streptophyta; Magnoliopsida; Zingiberales; Musaceae. Gene Ontology annotation, biological process: mRNA splicing, via spliceosome. Gene Ontology annotation, molecular function: RNA binding; helicase activity; ATP binding. The transcript is spliced from 25 exons. The record is from RefSeq and is a predicted model, not a curated record.
GCCAUCUCCCGAGCGGCUCGCGCUGCGCUCUCUGCGACAAGCUGCGAAACCCCACCUGCCCCUUUCCCUUCGCCUUCCUGCAUCGUUCGGAUACUUCCUCGCCUCGAUCUCUCCGUCCCCCUCUCCCUUGUUUCUAGCUCUCAUCCUCUGCGAAGAGAUUUUAGGGUCAGGGCCCCUUGAUCGCGCCUUCGGCUCACUCGAUAAGCCACUUCUCGCUCAUCGAUUCGUCGCCGAUGGAGCCCCGCCUUAACGAGUGGGACUUUGUGAUCAAGGUCUCUUCGUCUAGAAGCUCUAGGAGCAUUCAUUCUCGCAGUUCAGAUAAUUACGAGAGGAGUGAGAAACAAAGGUAUCGCAGUGUUGAAUAUGGCAGAAGAGAUGAACACGGGAUAUCCAGAUAUACUACGGAUUAUAGCAGGAAGAGGAGUCGGCACGAACAGACUUCAAACACUCCUUCGAGGUCAGGCUGGGAUGACGGGAGGUGGGAAUGGGAAGAUACUCGACGUCGAGGUUCUAGGGACAACUAUUCUGUGCCUCACAGAUAUCGACCUUCACCCUCUCCAAUGUUGGCAGGUGCCUCACCUGAUGCACGGCUUGUGUCCCCGUGGCUGGGUGGUAAUACACCUCGUUCUGCAGAAGCUUUGAUGAUAAAAAUGACCAUUGGGACUACAGUUUCUCCAUGGGAUAGUGUAGCUCCCUCUCCAACACCAAUACGUGCCACAGGCUCCUCAAAAAGAUCUGAUUCGUCUCAGAGUGGAAAACAUCGGCUACGUUUUACUGUUGCAGCUAAUUCAGAGGAAAUUGAAGCAGCUGAAAGCACCUUAACCACAUUUAAGCCUUAUGAGAUCACAGAGGAAAUGCGCCAAGAGAUGGAUUACAAUGCUGACCGAGCAUGGUACGACAGAGAUGAACAUAACACAAUGUUUGAUGGUGAUAGCUCGUCAUCGUUUGGUGGGGAUGAUGCUUCAUAUAAAAAGAAAGAAGCAUCACUGGCAAAGAAACUGGAAAUUGAAGCAGCUGAAAGCACCUUAACCACAUUUAAGCCUUAUGAGAUCACAGAGGAAAUGCGCCAAGAGAUGGAUUACAAUGCUGACCGAGCAUGGUACGACAGAGAUGAACAUAACACAAUGUUUGAUGGUGAUAGCUCGUCAUCGUUUGGUGGGGAUGAUGCUUCAUAUAAAAAGAAAGAAGCAUCACUGGCAAAGAAACUGGAAAUUGAAGCAGCUGAAAGCACCUUAACCACAUUUAAGCCUUAUGAGAUCACAGAGGAAAUGCGCCAAGAGAUGGAUUACAAUGCUGACCGAGCAUGGUACGACAGAGAUGAACAUAACACAAUGUUUGAUGGUGAUAGCUCGUCAUCGUUUGGUGGGGAUGAUGCUUCAUAUAAAAAGAAAGAAGCAUCACUGGCAAAGAAACUGACUCGUAAGGAUGGAACAUUGAUGACCCUUGCCGAAAGUAAGAAGUUAUCACAAUUGACUGCUGAUAAUGCUCAGUGGGAAGACCGACAGCUAUUGAGAUCGGGGGCUGUUAGAGGAACAGAGGUGCAGAUUGACUUUGAGGAUGAGGAUGAGCGCAAAGUCAUCCUUUUAGUUCAUGAUAGUAUCCGUUUCACAUCACAAGUAGCGUGUGGAAGAACUAUUAUGGAGGUCUCUUCGUCUAGAAGCUCUAGGAGCAUUCAUUCUCGCAGUUCAGAUAAUUACGAGAGGAGUGAGAAACAAAGGUAUCGCAGUGUUGAAUAUGGCAGAAGAGAUGAACACGGGAGAUCCAGAUAUACUACGGAUUAUAGCAGGAAGAGGAGUCGGCACGAACAGACUUCAAACACUCCUUCUAGGUCAGGCUGGGAUGACGGGAGGUGGGAAUGGGAAGAUACUCCACGUCGAGGUUCUAGGGACAACUAUUCUGUGUCUCACAGAUAUCGACCUUCACCCUCUCCAAUGUUGGCAGGUGCCUCACCUGAUGCAUGGCUUGUGUCCCCGUGGCUGGGCGGUAAUACACCUCGUCCUGCAGGUUCUCCAUGGGAUAGUGUAGCUCCCUCUCCAACACCAAUACGUGCCACAGGCUCCUCAAAAAGAUCUGAUUCGUCUCAGAGUGGAAAACAUCGGCUACAUUUUACUGUUGCAGCUGAUUCAGAGGAAAAUGAAGCAGCUGAAAGCACCUUAACCACAUUUAAGCCUUAUGAGAUCACAGAGGAAAUGCGCCAAGAGAUGGAUUACAAUGCUGACCGAGCAUGGUACGACAGAGAUGAACAUAACACAAUGUUUGAUGGUGAUAGCUCGUCAUUGUUUGGUGGGGAUGAUGCUUCUUAUAAAAAGAAAGAAGCAUCACUGGCAAAGAAACUGACUCGUAAGGAUGGAACAUUGAUGACCCUUGCCGAAAGUAAGAAGUUAUCACAAUUGACUGCUGAUAAUGCUCAGUGGGAAGACCGACAGCUAUUGAGAUCGGGGGCUGUUAGAGGAACAGAGGUGCAGAUUGACUUUGAGGAUGAGGAUGAGCGCAAAGUCAUCCUUUUAGUUCAUGAUACAAAGCCCCCUUUCCUGGAUGGUAGGGUGGUAUUCACAAAACAGGCUGAACCUGUAAUGCCUAUUAAAGAUCCCACAUCAGAUAUGGCCAUAAUUGCUCGUAAAGGUUCUGCUCUGGUUAGGGAAAUUCAUGAAAAGCAGAGUAUGAAUAAGUCACGCCAACGGUUUUGGGAGCUGGCAGGAUCAAAACUUGGUGACAUUCUAGGGGUCCAGAAGACAGCUGAGCAGAUUGAUGCAGAUACUGCAGUGGUAGGAGAAGAAGGCGAAGUGGAUUUUAAAGAGGAAGCCAAGUUUGCAAGGCAUAUGAAAGAGAAAGGUGAAGCAGUAAGUGAAUUCGCCAAGUCGAAGUCCAUUUCACAACAAAGGCAGUAUCUUCCAAUAUAUUCUGUUCGUGAGGAACUGUUGAAGGUUGUUCGUGAAAAUCAGGUAAUAGUUGUAGUUGGAGAGACUGGUUCUGGGAAGACAACUCAAUUGACACAGUAUCUUCAUGAAGAUGGAUAUACAAAUGGUAGUAUUAUUGGUUGUACACAACCAAGACGUGUGGCUGCCAUGAGUGUUGCUAAACGAGUCAGCGAGGAGAUGGAAACAGAGUUGGGUGAUAAAGUUGGUUAUGCCAUAAGAUUUGAAGAUGUCACUGGUCCAAAUACUAUAAUAAAGUACAUGACGGAUGGGGUACUUCUGCGUGAAACAUUGAAGGACUCUGAUCUUGACAAAUACCGAGUAAUUAUCAUGGAUGAAGCACACGAGAGAUCACUGAGUACCGAUGUUUUAUUUGGUAUACUGAAGAAGGUAGUUGCUAGGCGACGCGACUUCAAGCUUAUUGUAACGUCUGCGACGCUGAAUGCUAAAAAAUUUUCCGACUUCUUUGGAGGUGUUCCGACUUUUCAAAUCCCUGGAAGGACAUUCCAUGUAAAUAUCCUGUACAGCAAAACACCGUGUGAAGACUAUGUUGAAGCUGCUGUUAAGCAGGCGAUGACUAUUCACAUUACAAGCGCUCCUGGUGACAUUCUCAUCUUUAUGACAGGGCAGGAUGAGAUUGAAGCUGCCUGCUAUGCUCUUGCUGAGCGUAUGGAACAGCUCAUCGCAUCCACAAGCAAAGCAGUCCCAAAGCUCUUGAUAUUGCCUAUCUAUUCUCAGUUGCCAGCUGAUCUGCAAGCAAAGAUCUUCCAGAAAGCUGAAGAUGGUGCUCGGAAAUGCAUUGUUGCAACCAACAUUGCAGAGACAUCCCUUACAGUAGAUGGUAUCUUUUAUGUCAUAGACACAGGAUAUGGUAAAAUGAAGGUUUACAAUCCUAGAAUGGGCAUGGAUGCUCUACAAGUGUUUCCAGUUAGCCGAGCAGCAGCUGACCAACGGGCUGGGCGUGCUGGCAGAACUGGUCCUGGCACUUGCUAUCGGUUAUUUACAGAGUCUGCGUAUCAAAAUGAGCUGCUUCCUAACCCUGUUCCAGAGAUCCAGAGAACAAAUCUGGGCAAUGUGGUUUUGCUGCUUAAAUCCUUAAAGAUUGAAAAUCUUUUGGAUUUUGACUUCAUGGAUCCGCCCCCGCAGGAAAAUAUUCUCAAUUCAAUGUACCAGCUGUGGGUGUUGGGCGCCUUGAACAAUGUUGGAAGCCUCACUGAGAUUGGGUGGAAGAUGGUGGAAUUUCCCUUGGAUCCACCGCUUGCGAAAAUGUUGUUGAUGGGGGAGCAGCUAGAGUGCAUAAAUGAGGUUUUAACAAUCGUGUCUAUGCUUUCAGUGCCUUCAGUUUUCUUCCGACCAAAGGAUCGGGCAGAGGAGAGCGAUGCGGCAAGGGAAAAAUUCUUUGUUCCAGAAUCUGAUCACUUGACACUUCUCAAUGUAUACCAACAAUGGAAAGCAAACCAAUACCGUGGGGACUGGUGCAAUGACCACUUCUUGCAUGUGAAGGGCCUUAGGAAGGCAAGGGAAGUCAGAUCCCAGCUGUUAGACAUACUCAAGUCCUUGAAGAUUCCCCUGACUUCAUGUGGGAUGGAGUGGGAUGUGGUCAGGAAAGCAAUCUGUUCUGCUUAUUUCCACAAUGCUGCCAGAUUGAAAGGUGUGGGUGAAUAUGUGAAUUGCCGGAAUGGAAUGCCCUGCCACCUGCAUCCCAGCAGUGCACUGUAUGGGCUUGGAUACACUCCAGAUUACGUGGUUUACCAUGAACUUGUACUGACCACAAAGGAGUAUAUGCAAUGUGUGACUGCAGUCGAGCCACAUUGGCUGGCUGAGCUGGGACCAAUGUUUUUCUCUGUUAAAGAGUCGGAUACAUCUAUGCUUGAACACAAGAAGAAGCAGAAGGAAGAGAAGACUGCAAUGGAGGAGGAGAUAGAGAAUCUGAGAAAAGAGCAAGCGGAAGCAGAUAAGUUGAACGAGGCGAGGGAACGGGAGAAAAAGGCAAAACAGCAGCAGCAAGUCAUCAUGGUAGGUGUGCGGAAGGGCCCAAGGACGUAUCUCAGACCGAAUAAAUAAGAGGCCUGAGAAUUACUCUCAUUGCUGGUCUCUUGUUUUUGUCAGGCCCGCAACAGAUUUCUCUUUGAGAGCAAGGUGCUGAAAGCCUCUGCUUUACCUCAUCAGUCGAACCGGACUAGUUGUUGCCCCUCGCCUCUAGCAAUAAUGGAAAGCGGGGGUCAUCUCAUUUACAGCUUUUCUUUUUCAUUAUCCUUAUUUUAUAAAAUUUGAAAUUUAGUGAUUUUUUUGUUUCUCGAUUCUGAUUUCUCUUA